UCCAUUUGCUGCUGUUAGCUAAGCUGCUGGAAAGUUGUGUAACGAGGAAAAACACAAAAAGGACACCGGUCGGGGGGGACGACAGGCGUAUUCACGUUAUAGUAGAGGGUCCGUCCUCAAACAUUCACCCUCCAACAUCUUUCCAUUUCUUCUUUCUUUUUUAAAUAUUCACUGCAGACAUGUUUUCACUGACGACGUCGUUUCAGCCACAGCAGAUGAUAGUGCCCCUCAGCCAGCUCAUCAAUGCCCUCCACUCUCUGAAGAGCACAGCCACCGCCUCAGUCCAGACUCUGCACAAAGACUUCACUCCAGAGCACAGUUCAUUUCUAAAAGAGCCCAGUGUGAGCCUGCGGGACCUGGGCCUGUCAGAUAUCCGGGUCAGUCAGCUGGAUGAGCUUGUCAGCAGGUUACUGCCAACACUUGGACCAGAACAACCUCCCGCCGUUCCUUCGACAUGGAAGACGAGUCACCUUUCCACAAACAGCUUCUUUCACAACAAGCAUGGGUUUUCUCACAGAAGGACGGGAGUUUUUGGCUCUCAAAUAUUCCAUAGACAAUACCACAGUCCUGUAAAAGACGUUUGCUCACAGCUUCAAUUCUUGCCUGUGUGGGUCCAAAGCCGAGGUUUCAAGACACUCAGAACAAAGGCCAGGCGAACGGGGACCGGAUAUGAUGGUCCGGUGGAGUCCGAGACAUACACACCAAACUUCAUGAAGGGGUUGCUCCUGAGGGAAAAGGGACCUGAGGCUCAGUCACUGGACCAACUGACGAAAAACAAAAACCUUCCAGAAAACCAGCAGGAGGCUUUCAAGACAGGUUUCACUGAGGGAUUCAUGAGAUCCCAGGCCUUCACUCAGAGAACACAAGACUCCUUGAGGAGAACCAGGUUGAUCCUGUUGGUCCUCCUCCUUGUCGGUAUUUACGGUCUGUCGAGAACCCCGUUUCUCUCGGGUAAAGGCUCCUUUUCUGAUGCUGUGAGGUUCCGCACCACAUCUGGACUAGACUCAGCAGUGGACCCCAUCCAGAUGAAGAAUGUGACAUUUGAUAACGUCAAAGGAGUGGAGGAGGCAAAAAAUGAAUUACUAGAAGUCGUAGAUUUUCUCAAGAACCCCCAGAAGUUUACCGUUCUGGGUGGAAAGCUUCCUAAAGGGGUCCUCCUUGUUGGUCCACCGGGCACAGGAAAGACUCUGUUAGCACGAGCCGUGGCUGGGGAGGCUGAUGUGCCUUUCUACUACGCCUCCGGAUCAGAGUUUGAUGAGAUGUUUGUGGGUGUGGGUGCAAGCCGCAUCAGGAAUCUCUUCAAAGAGGCAAAAGCUAACGCCCCCUGUGUGAUCUUCAUUGAUGAGUUGGACAGUGUUGGUGGAAAGAGAAUUGAGUCUCCUAUGCAUCCUUACUCCAGACAAACCAUCAACCAGCUGCUGGCUGAAAUGGAUGGGUUUAAACCAAAUGAGGGCGUCAUCGUCAUUGGUGCUACAAACUUUGCAGAGGCUUUGGAUAAUGCUCUGAUCAGACCCGGGAGGUUUGACAUGCAGGUGACGGUCCCUCGUCCAGAUGUGAAAGGACGCACAGAAAUUCUCAACUUGUACCUCUCCAAAAUUAAAGUGGACACUGCCGUAGAAGCUGAGAUUAUUGCCCGGGGCACAGUUGGCUUCUCUGGGGCUGAGCUUGAGAACCUGGUCAACCAGGCAGCCUUGAAGGCGGCUGUGGACGAGAAAGAGAUGGUCACAAUGAAGGACCUGGAGUUUGCCAAGGACAAGAUCCUCAUGGGCCCUGAGAGGAAGAGUGUUGAAAUUGACAAGAAGAAUAAGACCAUCACAGCCUACCAUGAGUCCGGCCAUGCUAUUGUUGCUUUUUACACCAAAGAUGCAAUGCCUAUCAAUAAGGCCACCAUCAUGCCUAGAGGACCAACUCUUGGCCAUGUGUCCAUGCUCCCCGAGAAUGACCGCUGGAGUGAGACACGAGCCCAACUGCUGGCUCAGAUGGAUGUCAGUAUGGGCGGUAGAGUAGCAGAAGAGCUCAUCUUCGGAGAUGACCACAUCACCACAGGAGCAUCCAGUGACUUUGAUGGCGCAACCAGAAUAGCAAAAAUGAUGGUGACCAGAUUCGGCAUGAGUGAUAAGCUCGGUGUCAUGACCUACGGAGAUGUUACCAAGCAGAGCCCUGAGACACAAGCUGCCAUCGAACAAGAAGUCAGGGCUUUACUAAAGGACUCAUAUGAGCGUGCUAGAGGUAUCCUGAAGACCUACAGUAAUGAGCACAAGAAGCUCGCUGAUGCACUGCUGACAUAUGAAACUCUGGAUGCCAAGGAGAUCCAGACAGUGCUCGAGGGAAAAUCACUGGACCACUAGAUACCUCAGGAGACAUUUUAGACUCUUAUAUCAUGUACAUAUAUAUAUGAAGCUGUGCAAUCGAGCACAGGCCUUUUGGAGGCCUUGUAUUUCAUUUGUUUGUAUCCCUCUUAUUAAUAUGAAGAUGACACUGAAAUUGUGUUUCACCCCUUAUAUACAAUUUUUAUUUUUAAAUUUUUCAGACGUUCAGUUUCACAGCAAUUUUUUUUAGAGCACUUCAAAGUUUAAUUGGAUAUCUAUAAUAAUAAAAACUUUCCCUCCACAAAUUUGUGUACUGCAGUUCACAAAGAUUGUUCUUUACUAUCAAGACAAAUGACUUCUGUAGUAGUUUCAUACAUCAGAGUCAUAUUGGGUUUCUUAGCAAGAUUAUAUACGGCAAAUUAAUUCAACAGACAUCAAAGGUUAAGAUGACUGAUGAGUUUGUUUAUUUGUCUUGUUUGUCAUUGACGUAUUUCACCUAAAAUUGUACACCAUAGUACCUUAAAGUACCUCAAUCUAGAAUGUACCAUUUGGUUGUAGCAAGGUACAGGUGAUGAUAACUGUGUUGAAAACGUAGUCAUUUACUCUACAUGAUGUAUUUAAGUUGCAUCGACCAUCUAUUUUGUUUUGUUCUUAUUUAUUUAAGUGCCCAAAGGUAUGUCCUCUUUUUCUUGAAUUAGUGAUAGGCCCUCAUGUCCUAUUCUAUGCUCACCUGUAACAGACAAAUAAGGGGAAAUGUGUAUAUACUGUGAGCGUGUUUAAGGAUUGAUUUUUGUGCUUCUGUUUGUCCCUUUGUACAAUGGUCAUCUUGAAGCUCAAAUAAAGGUUACUCUUACUCA
Molecule: messenger RNA, 3166 nt
Organism: Scomber japonicus (chub mackerel)
Lineage: Eukaryota; Metazoa; Chordata; Actinopteri; Scombriformes; Scombridae
Product: ATP-dependent zinc metalloprotease YME1L1-like
Exons: 18
Coding region: 180-2348 (722 amino acids)
Biological process (GO): protein quality control for misfolded or incompletely synthesized proteins; mitochondrion organization
Cellular component (GO): mitochondrial inner membrane
Molecular function (GO): ATP-dependent peptidase activity; metalloendopeptidase activity; ATP hydrolysis activity
Source: RefSeq, a predicted model, not a curated record